GAGAGAGAGAGAGAGAGAGGCAAGAGAGAGAGAGAGAGAGAGAGAGAGAGAGAAGUUUCUGAGCCACUUCGGGAAAAGUCGUUCGUGAAGCUUUAAUGUGGACGCACGCGCCGGAGUUCAAAGGAUAGAGCGCGAGAGACAAGAAAUGAGGACUGGGUCCACGUGCAGGUGGUGUGUGUUAUGGAGCACGGUGCUGAGCGCAGUGUGUGUGAGCGCCAUGGAAAAGGCCAACAAGACAGCGAUUGGUCGACGCCCCAGACAGACAGAAGGGGUGGGGCUAGAAGGUGUAUGGGGCCCAUGGAGUGAGUGGGCAGAGUGUUCUCAGAGCUGUGGAAUGGGUGUGACUGAGAGGCGCAGACAAUGCAUAGCACCGCCCCAAACCUGGAGUGGGUCGAGUUACCUGCCGUCAAGUGGAUCGAGCCACAACCCCUUACAACCCCCACACAUGCCUUAUUACCCCUCCUCAUAUCCUGGCAACGACAGACUUUAUCCAGCCAACCAGAGUCCUGGACUACCCCUCUAUCGAGACACACCUGAAGGGGUUGGACAAGAGCUGCCCAAUCAUGCUCCUCCUCUGUACCGACCGGAUGUCGGACCGCCCAAUCAUGCACCUCCUCUCUACCGACCGGAUGUCGGACCACCCAAUAAUGCGCCUUCUCUCUACAGACCAGAUGUCGGACCACCAAAUCAUGCGUCUCCUCUCUACAGACCGGAUGCAGGGCCGCCCAAUCAGCAGCCUAUUUCGAUUUACCGCUCUCCAUCGUCUUCAUCCUCGCGUGCACACGGUCAAUCAGGCAGAGGAUCCCGAAGGCCACCCAAUGAGGGGACAGGAAGAGUAGCAGCAGGCGGGAGUAGAAGGUCAGUCUCCACCAAUGGGGAUCAGGCGUCUGUGAGAAGACCAAUCCGUCCUGGUCAGUUUGGUUAUGGCAGGGUUCCGUACUCACUCCCACUUCACCGCCAAAACCGGCAUGCGCGAUACACCCGUCUCCAUGGAAACGUCACCAUUGAGCCAAUGCAGGUCAAACCCACUGCGGUUAUGCAGGACAUCAGCAGACAACGUGACGAGAAAGACGAGUGGGCAGACGCAAAGCCGAGGGAGAGACAAAGACAGAGGUCCAUCAGGAAGCGUGCACCUCCGAUAGCCUCCACCCCUUUCUCUUCACCUCUCCACAGGCCACACCCACAUCCGGACACACCACCCUAUGCCCUGCCACCUUACAUUCAACCCCCUGUGGUUCCGCUUCAGCACUACAGGUGCUCGGGGAAAGACCGAGAGUUUCGGAAAUGCACAGCAGAGGCGUGUCCCGGUUCCCAUGUGGACCCCCGAGCCGAACAGUGUGCCGCCUUCAACACGAAAGAGUUCAUGGGACGAAUUUACGACUGGGAGCCUUUUACUGAAGGCUCAGUGGAUAAGCAGUGUGAGUUAACGUGUCGUCCAGUCGGCUAUCGUUUUUACGUUCGUCAUUCCGAGCGAGUGAGAGACGGGACCCCGUGUGUUAAUAACACCCCGAACGACGUGUGUGUAGGAGGACGAUGCCUGAGUGAGGGGUGUGAUGGUAUGCUAGGCUCGGGUGUGACGCGUGAUCGGUGUGGUGUGUGUGGCGGGAGCGACGGCUCGUGUGUUCGAGUGUCAGGAAGUUUCUCCAACAGCAGUGUUCCUCUGGGCUAUCACAAAAUUCUCGACAUUCCAGCCGGAGCGACAGCCAUCAACAUCACAGAGCGCAGUGCCAGCCCUAACUACAUUGCAUUGCGUGGUGGUACCGGUCAGUCCAUCGUGAAUGGACGCUGGGCUGUUGAUCCUCCGGGUGAAUAUGAAGCAGGAGGAACAACGUUCACGUACACGCGCAACCGCGGAGAAACUCUCUCCGCCCCGGGACCCACAAACUCACUGCUGCAGCUUUAUAUCAUUUUCCACAAGGAGAAUCCAGGUGUGGAUUACGAGUACUACAUCCCCGUGAAGAAGGACACAGUGAGAGAGUGGGACGGAGGGAGCGCGUCUCUCCGAGAGACCGAAGCGGUGUUUUUUCCUGCAGGUGCUGUAGUAGCGUUCGAAGACUCCGCCCCUCCUCCUCCUAUUUCCGCUCCCUCUUCGUCUGAUAGGUGGACACCAGAGAGGCCCCGCCCCCACAACUCCGGGCCUAAUCGUAAUGCCAGGAUUCCUCCGAGAACCGACAUCCCACUGGAUAAUCUCAGUCCGUUUGUGUGGAGGCGGGGUCAGCUUAGUGAGUGUUCUGCUUCCUGCGGCAAAGGUUCCCAGCACAGAGAGGUGUUGUGUGUGAACAGACACACUAAUGAAGAAGUGCAUGAGAGGAGGUGUGACUCGGCGUCGAAGCCCACCACAGAGGAGGAGCCGUGUAACGUCCACCCCUGUCCACCUUAUUGGGAGGCUGGAGCAUGGUCUGAAUGCAGUGUGUCAUGUGGGUGGGGUCUGCAGCACCGCCAGCUCCAGUGCAGGCAGAAUUUCUCCAGCCGCUCCACCCAGGUCCACCCUCAGCGCUGCCAUGGUCUCCCGCAGCCCAACACCACACAGGCCUGUCACACACUCUCCUGCUCCCACUGGCAAAUCACCUCCAACUGGAGCGCUUGUUCAGUGGACUGUGGUGCGGGUAAAAGAACCCGGAACGUCCGCUGCGUUAGUGAUCACGGCGACGUGGUGGGUGAUGGCGAGUGUAACUCCAGGCUCCGCCCACAAAGAAGUGAAGACUGUCACAUGGGUCCCUGUGUCUCUAACUGGUACUUCACUGACUGGACGGACACAUGCUCCGUCCCAUGCGGUCCAGGUGUGCAGAAGCGUGAUGUGGUGUGUGUGUCGAAUGGAGCUGAUGGUGAGUGUGUGAAGGAGAAACCGGCUGAUAUGAAGGCAUGUAACUCGGGACACUGCGUGGCACACACACACUGGUUCACUGGACCAUGGGGACAGUGCAGCGCUCCAUGUGGGAAUGGAACCCAGCGCAGAGAUGUGAUCUGUGUUCAGAAGCUGGGGAGUGACUUUAGCGUGACGCUGGCCAGCGAGUGUGCGCACCUGGAAAAGCCGUCCCCCAUCCAGACGUGUGAAGUGGAAGCAUGUAAACCGCAGUGGUUCACCACGGAGUGGAGUGCGUGCUCCAAGUCAUGUGGUGAUGGAGUCCAGACUCGAGAUGUUCGCUGUCUGACGCCAGAUAAACAACCGAGUUCAGCUUGUGACUUCGCCCACAGGCCACACCCUGAGCAGCCCUGUAACCCCGCCCCCUGCAGCCCCUCUCUAGAUGAGAGCUGUAAGGACCGACGCUCCAACUGUCUGAUGGUGGUCCAGGCUCGGCUCUGUGUUUACACCUACUACAAGUUGGCCUGCUGCGCCUCCUGCACUCAGAGCGCUCAGAGAGCCAAACGCCACUGACCCCGCCCAGGGUCAAAGGUCAGCGGCAGGGCAACCGACUCUCCGGCCUGAUCGCAUCACGGACUGACAUCGGUCUAAAUCCAUGAAUUUAGACUUUAACAUUUCAACAGCUCUGUUUUGCUGCAGCUCUGUCAAUCAUAAUUAGCCCCGCCUCCCCCUCCCACACACUAGCUCUUUAGCUACAAAUGAAAUGCCCAUCAUCUCAUCUCACACGCAGCCCAUCACCUGAGACGUGUCCGGUGUGUGAGGUUUUCCUUUUCAGCUUUGCAGCGGAGCUUCGAGGCUAAUGUAGCUAACACAGACUGGAUGCUCAUAGCCACCAGUUUAGCAUUGAGCUAAACCACGAUGACACUGUAGUUCUGAUUUAAAUUCAGAUUUAAUGAUAAAUGCUACAUGGUGCUAAGUUACAUGAUGCUAAACUGGUGGCUCUUCCUUUUUAGGCACAUUAGCAUCAUAGCUCCAGUAUAAACACGUCUCUGCUGAUCGACUGUUUUUGGGGUAAAAGUGAAAAUUGUGUGCAUUUCUUUUCUUACCUUUCUUUUUUAUUUGGCUUUUUCUCAAAGUGAGAACUUUUUUAAAUCUGUUAUAUGUUUGUUUUGUUUUAAAAGCACUAGGACUUUCUGCGUUUCUAUGGCAACCUGAAUGCCAGUCUCUAAACCCUACAGUGAUGAAGGUGCCUUUAAUAAAGAGAAGACUCAUCAGUUCACCUGCUUUUGUUCACAUUCCUGUGCUCUACAGGGUGCCAAUAUUUAUGGAUUUUAUUCCAGAUCCACCUGUAGUGCACUACAUGUAGUGCACUGUACUCUGCCUUAAUAUAUUAGUGCACUUUAUAUCAUAAAUAAGAGCUCACUUCCUGUGUAGUGCACUAAAUGUCCACUAUGAUUGUUCCUUCCUGGAUAAGUGGACUACAUAUCAAGUAGACUACAGAGAGAUUUUAUAGUGCACUAUAUAGUCCUUACCCUCGAUGCAGUGCACUACAUGUCCAUGCAUUUACUGUUCCAGCUAACUCGGUUUAUUUACUGUGGCUGAAGGUCAAAUAAACCUGUAUUCCCUGUAUUAGUGCACUACCAAGGGUGUGAAAUAAUACAGCAUUAAUGGUUACUAAACCUAGUUCACUAAAGAACCGUUUGAGACUUAAACGUAUCACCAAAUGUGCAAAUCAUGAAUUCUGUGAGCAAAGCAUAGCCAUUCCUGUUUUCACACACACACACACACACACACACACACACACACACACACACACACACACACUCUUUCCUCCUCUUGUCUUUUUUAUUAAUCAUAUGUAUGCAUGUACAUUUAUGUUAAAAUGUGUUUUAAAUGCACCCUUAAAUAUGAAGGUGUGUGUGUGUGAGAGCAGAAAUGAUUCUGAUUGGAUGUAAGAGGUAAGAGGGGUGGGAUUUAAGGCAACUUGUGUUUGCUGUUUUGGUUGUUUGAUGGUUUGUGUGUGUGUUUUAUAAACUAGCCAAAUUGCUUACUUCAGUAGUGCUUUAAAGCAUCAAGCCAAAUGUUUGUGUGUAUGUGUGUGAGAGAGAGAGAUACAAAAAAUUGUGUUAAUGUACAUACUUUUGUGUCUGUGUAUAGUACCAUAAUCAAAUAUAAGCAACUAGGAGCUGAAAUAUACAUAUAUAUAUAUAUAUAUAUAUAUAUAUAUAUAUAUAUAUAUAUAUAUAUAUAUAUAUAUAUAUAUAUAUAUAAAAAUACAGAUAAUUAUUUAUCAAGAAAUAUUGCUAUAAUUUAUUUUUAUUUCGUAAAACAAAGCAUAUGUUAUUAUCUUCUGAGGUUCAAGAACAAAUUUUGAUUGUAAAAUAACGAUUUUCUUUGUCACUCUAAAGAUGAAAAUGUGUGUUAAAUGUCAUUACAGUGCUGCAGAAUAAAGGAAACUGCAACGUCCACAUUC
Molecule: messenger RNA, 5276 nt
Organism: Hemibagrus wyckioides
Lineage: Eukaryota; Metazoa; Chordata; Actinopteri; Siluriformes; Bagridae
Product: thrombospondin type-1 domain-containing protein 4-like
Exons: 17
Coding region: 146-3376 (1076 amino acids)
Biological process (GO): extracellular matrix organization
Cellular component (GO): extracellular matrix
Molecular function (GO): metalloendopeptidase activity
Source: RefSeq, a predicted model, not a curated record